Messenger RNA from Fasciola hepatica (liver fluke), 894 nucleotides. The record is from the annotation of a GenBank genome assembly. NCBI's taxonomy places the organism in Eukaryota, Metazoa, Platyhelminthes, Trematoda, Plagiorchiida, Fasciolidae.
AUGAAUCCAGCCACUGGAAUGGCCGUCCUAUCAACGACUGAAGGCGCGCCGGAUAACAAUCAGAUAUGCUAUCCCCAAUCGAUCCCUCAGCUCCGGGCUGGGAGUCAUAGACGAAGCAUAUGGGUAAUUGUCCAAUUACCUACAGAGACGAAACUUGACUCACCAUUUUUGAUGGAACGAUUUAAUUUGUGUGUGGAACUGGGAACGGAUUGCAAUGCCGUUGGUUCGGCAACAUGGGAAUGUCUUGGUCAUCAUGUUGUAUUCUCCAUCUACGGUCCUGAUGAGGCUAAAGCCACAGAAGAGCUAACACAUCGUGCUUGCAUCAACAUGACUGUCACUCCACCAUCUGGACAGCACACGUUAUACGAGACAGAACUUGAGUCAUUCCUAAUAAAUGUACUCGAGCGAGUGAUUGAUGUGAAAGAAUUUCCGCGAACCAAGCUCUCUGGACGUUUGUGUAUCGUUUCCGGUGACGCAUCUAAUCCACAUACAGUUGCCGCUGCAUUAAACGCCAUAUCGUUGGCUUUGUUGCAAUCUGGAUUGCCUUUACGGGCCACGAUAGCGACCGUAUGCGUACCAGUUGGCUCAGGUGCAAUGGCCUUGGCGAUCGACGUUAGCCAUAUCUUUCUGCGUCGGUUAGAUCAACCCCCAAAGCACGUUGAUGUCGACAACGUCUUUGCUGUGUAUACUGGUCAGUUGAUGUCGCCAUCCAAAAUCGCGGCUACAGAGUCUACAAAACCCCCGGCGCUUACCCCAACGGACUUGUUGCGGCUACUUGACCCCGAUCCAAAUGUGCCAACAGACCGAGGUUCAGCAAUUUCUUUAUAUCAUGAACAAGCACUUGACUUGGUCAAUGUGAUGAUCACUCAGUUGUCCGCGACAAAAGUUAAAUAG